This is a messenger RNA of Penicillium bovifimosum, 927 nucleotides long. RefSeq names its product putative GPI anchored cell wall protein (Dan4). Bases 1 to 927 code for a protein of 308 amino acids. NCBI's taxonomy places the organism in Eukaryota, Fungi, Ascomycota, Eurotiomycetes, Eurotiales, Aspergillaceae. The record is from RefSeq and is a predicted model, not a curated record. The transcript has a single exon.
AUGCUGCGUAUCAGCUUUUCUCAAUUACUCUUUGUGACACUGCUCGUUCUGUCUGUCGUCUUUGCAGCAGACGCAGUUGAAUCACAGGCUUCGCAACGUGAGUCUCUCCAGGAUGCGUUGGCCGAUCUAAAUGCGGUCUCCUUCCACGAUGCUCUGCAUGUGCUCUCUACCAAAUUCCGCCAUGGAAUCUUCCCGACUGACCUUCAUGCCGCCGAAGCUCUUCAAAAUGAGGAACCCACCAUUGCCAGUCUGGUCAGGCUCGCCAAGCGCCAGAGCAAUGGCACUGUCAGCCCCGAUCCAUCUGUAACUCCUGCUCCGCCCGUGACUGGGUCUAGCUCUGAACCGGUCCCUGAUCCUUCCUCGGAUUCGACUGCUACUUCUGCUCCUGACACCAGCGUGCCCGGCUCUUCAUCAAGCGCAGAGCCAACUCCUAGCCCUGAGCCCACUCCAACUGGGCCCACCGCCACUCCUUCCGACCCUAGCAGCUCUUCGGGUUCAGUCUCGGUUCCCGAUGAGACCUCUAGUACCUCUAGUGUGCCGCCCACUUCCACUUCCGUGCAUUCGACUACUCAGACCACUCAGACUUCGACUACCGGUGCUCCCUCGACUAUGACGACUACCACGAGCACUUCGUCCCGCUCGUCGACCUCGACUACUACUCGUCAUUCGACUACCUCCACUAAGACGACGCAGCACACCAGCCUGACCACCUCCACCUCCAAGAGCACGACCACCAUGCCCGAUGGCAGUUUGAGCACUAUCACCUCCAUUACUGUCAUCACCCCAGAGGCGACCGGCAAGGGAGGCUCGCCUACUGCCGGUGGUAAGCCCGGUCUGCAGACUGGUGGCGCUGCACUUGCUACUGGGAUGGCUCGCGAGGUUGUCGCCAUGGUUGGUGGUGCCGUCGUGGUUGCCAUGGCUCUGUGA